AUGGCUGGGCAAGCAACUUGUUCAUGGAAUCUCACAAUAGUCUAUGGUAGUCCUCAUUCCCAGUUUCGGGUGGAACUUUGGAGGGAUAUUAGAAGAAUUGCGAUGGAGAUUAAAGGUGCAUGGUGUUUGUUAGGUGAUUUUAAUGCAGUUCUUCAAGACGGCGAAAGACAUGGUGGUAAGCAAAGGGCCAUCAAUAAAGGCGAUGCUGCGUUUAGGAAGUUAGUGAAAGAAUGUGACUUGAUUGACAUGGGGUUUCAAGGCUCUCCUUUCGCAUGGAAACGAGGCAACUUAUAUGAACGUCUGGAUCGAGUGCUAAUCAAUUUAGAUUGGCAAGUGAUUUUUCCUCACGCGAAUGUCCUACAUUUACACCCUCUGAAGUCUAACCAUUGUCCAAUCAUGUUGAAGCUAGGUGGCAUGAUGAACUCAAGAAAUCAUCGUCGGCCUUUUAGAUUUGAAGCUGCCUGGCUUACUCAUCCGGAACUUCCAAAGGUUGUCUAUAACGGUUGGAAUGAACAAUCAGAAUGGGCUAACAAGAUGAGUUCUCUUCAAAAAUGUCUUGCCAACUGGAAUCGGACCACCUUUGGCAACAUUUUCUUCAAGAAACAGAGGCUUUUAAGAAGAUUAAAUGGUAUUUCUACAAAGUUAUCUCAUGAACGAAAUGACUUUCUUGAAGAGCUGUCUAAGAAACUAUGGAGUGAAUAUGAACAUGUUCUGAUACAAGAAGAGCUACUUUGGUUUCAGAAAUCCCGCUACAAAUGGCUUGAAUUGGGAGAUCGUAAUACAAAAUACUUCCAUGGAUCCACACUAAUUAGAAGAAGGAAAAAUUGA
Molecule: messenger RNA, 828 nt
Organism: Cajanus cajan (pigeon pea)
Lineage: Eukaryota; Viridiplantae; Streptophyta; Magnoliopsida; Fabales; Fabaceae
Source: RefSeq, a predicted model, not a curated record